Molecule: messenger RNA, 2236 nt
Organism: Cynara cardunculus var. scolymus (artichoke)
Lineage: Eukaryota; Viridiplantae; Streptophyta; Magnoliopsida; Asterales; Asteraceae
Product: probable Xaa-Pro aminopeptidase P
Exons: 16
Coding region: 169-2079 (636 amino acids)
Molecular function (GO): metalloaminopeptidase activity
Source: RefSeq, a predicted model, not a curated record
UAAAAUCUUUCCUUUAUCAUCGCCGAUGAAAUCUCUCCCCAACUGAAAAGCACCAGAGGUACUUAGAUCGUAGCCUGAUCGUCUCAUCGUUACUCCUGCGAUUGAUCGUCCAUCAUAAACCCUCUCUUCUCAUCGAAUAGCUUCAGAAAACUCGAAAGAACAACUGCGAUGGCGGAUAUUCUCGCUGCUUUGAGAUCUUUAAUGGCUUCACAUACUCCGCCUCUCGAUGCCCUAGUUGUUCCAUCUGAAGAUUAUCAUCAGAGCGAGUACGUAUCUGCUAGAGACAAGAGGCGUGCUUUCGUUUCUGGAUUUACUGGAAGUGCUGGUUUGGCACUUGUAACAAUGAAUGAAGCACUGCUUUGGACGGAUGGACGGUACUUUCUUCAGGCAGAACAACAACUAAGUGACCAAUGGAAGCUUAUGCGUAUGGGAGAAGACCCAGCUGUAGAUUUGUGGAUAUCCAUUAAUUUACCUCAAGAUUCAGCUAUCGGUAUUGAUUUCUGGUGUAUAUCGGUAGAAACUGCACAGAAAUGGAGGUCUUUGUUUGCAAAGAAGCAACAAAAAUUAGUUCCCACAACCAGAAACUUGGUUGAUGAAGUUUGGAAGGAUCAACCAAAAGCUGAAAUCAACCCUGUUCAUGUGCAUCCUCUGAAAUUUUCUGGUCGUUCAGUUUCAGACAAGUUAAAGGAUUUAAGAGACAAUCUUAAAAAGGAAAAAGCUCGUGGAAUAAUAAUUACAACACUUGAUGAGGUUGUUUGGUUAUUUAAUAUCCGUGGAGGUGAUGUCUCUUUUUCUCCUGUUGUUCAUGCAUUUGCUGUUGUAACAACAUCAUCGGCUUUCUUGUAUGUGGAUGAACGGAAAUUGUCAUCUGAGGUAAAAUCUUAUAUGGAGGAAAAUAAAAUAACAGUAAAGGACUACAGUGCAGUGAGCUCAGAUGUGGCUCUGCUUGCAUCUAAUCAGCUGACAUCAGCAAAGGGAACACAAUCAAAUGGUGCACUUGAAGCAGCAGAUAAUAGCCAUAAGAUUUGGGUUGAUCCUCGCUGCUGCUAUUCUCUGUAUUCAAAAUUAAACCCUGACCAGGUCCUCCUACAACAGUCACCUUUGGCCCUUCCAAAAUCUUUGAAGAAUCCUGUAGAGAUGGAGGGGUUAAAGAAUGCACAUAUUCGGGAUGGUGCAGCUGUUGUGCAAUACCUUGCCUGGCUGGAUAAGCAGAUGCAGGAAAUCUAUGGGGCCUCGGGUUAUUUCAAGGAGUCAGAAAGCAUAAGUUCUAAAAAACACUCUGGAGAUGUGAAACUGACAGAAGUGGUGGUAAGUGAUAAGCUAGAGGAGUUCCGUGCUGCGAAAGAGCACUUCAGAGGGUUGAGCUUUCCUACUAUCUCGUCAGUUGGUCCAAAUGGGGCAAUUAUUCACUACGAACCAGAAGCUGAAACAUGUGCUGAACUUGAUCCAAACAGCAUGUAUCUUUGUGAUUCUGGAGCACAGUAUCUGGAUGGGACAACGGAUAUAACUCGGACUGUUCAUUUUGGAAAGCCUUCUGAACAUGAAAAAAGAUGUUAUACUGCGGUUCUCAAGGGUCACUUUGCUUUGGGUAAUGUGCAAUUUCCCAAUGGCACUACAGGUCAUGCUCUUGAUGUUCUUGCUCGAGUUCCAUUGUGGUCAUAUGGUCUUGAUUAUAGACAUGGAACUGGUCACGGGAUAGGCUCUUACUUAAAUGUUCAUGAAGGACCACAUUCCAUCAGUUUCAGACCUGGUUUGAGUGUCCCACUGCAAGCUUCAAUGACGGUAACAGAUGAACCUGGUUACUAUGAAGAUGGAAAAUUCGGUAUUAGAUUGGAGAAUGUGCUUAUAAUCAAGGAGGCAGCUACACAGUUUAACUUUGCGAAGAAAGGCUACUUGGAAUUUGAGCACAUAACAUGGGCACCGUAUCAGAAAAAGUUGAUCGAUGUGAGCCUUCUGGCAGCGGAAGAAGUCAAAUGGGUGAACAGCUAUCAUGCUAAAUGUAGAGAUAUCUUGGCACCGUACCUCAACGACUCCGAGAAGGCAUGGCUGAACCAAGCUACCGAGCCCAUCGCUGCCUAAUAUACUGUCCUUUCAUUUCUGGUAAUUUUUAUGAAAACAAACUUUAGUAAUCAGGUUACAACCUUAAUAAUAAUAAUAAUAAUUAAUAGUAUGUGGUGUGGAUAUAAUUGUAAUAAUUUGUUAGCAGGAUUCAUAAACUCCUUUCUUGUUUUUUUAC